UAUGUCGUCUUUCAAGAAUUAGAACAAGCUAGAUGAUCGAAAUUUUUCAAUCAUCAAUAAAAAUAAAUAGAGAGAUAAAAGAUUGUGAUUGAAGCAUAACUACAUGAAAAAUUUAUGCUAUUGCGAGACGCACUCUAGUACAGCUAUUCAACUCUUUCUCAUGUUGAUUUUUAAUACCUUAUAUGAUUUUUAUGCUAAUAGUUAAAAUUAUCAAAAUGAAGUGAACUUACAAUUCCAAGAGCAUCCAUACAUGGGUAUACAUAUCUAUAUAUAUUAAAGAUGAUAAUAAUAAUAAAAUAUGAUUUUUAACAUUCUAUACAUUUUAUAUCCAUUAUGAAGUUAAUGGUGAAAAUAAUUUAUCUUAAUCAACAGAUGGAGUAGUUAUUACUUUUGGUAAUAUAAGAAUGUACUAGAUAUAUACGACUGAAUAAUAAAAAUUGUAAUCGCUACUAUUUUGUAUAAUUUGGCAAUAAUAUGGUGAUGGCAGGAAAUGAAGGUGCGCCAGGAUCUUUGGCAGAAGAUUCGUUAUCUGCAAGAUUACAAUGGCUUCGUCAACGGCGUGAAGCACUGCAAGAAAAACUAGCUCUGAAAAAUACUGAAUUAAAGAAUCUUUGUAUAGAAGAGGCAGAAUUAACAGGAGUUUUGCCACCAGAGAUACCACUGGAGCCUGGAGAAAGUCCACCUACUUUUCGUAAAAAAGUUGGCACAGCAUUUACUUAUCCUCAGAAUUUAAUCAACAAAUUAAAAUCUAAUGAAGCUGAAGAAUCUGCUCUAGAAUUAGAGCGACAGGUUCAAAUUGGUAUAGUGGAAGCUGCCUUAGGAAUUGUUAAUGAUCCUGCAGAAAGCAAAGCUGUACGUCGAAAGCAUAGAUUGGUUUAUCAGCAAGGUCAAAGAAGACUACAAGAAUUGGAAGCACGUUUAAAUUCUAUACGUCAAUCUCGUAAUAAAACACAUCGUACAGGACAAUAUCAACAUACAAUGACAUGUAAUACUCAAUCACAUUUGCAGAGCAAUGUCAAGCAUAGAACAAAAAAACCACGACCACCUCUUGAUAGCACAGGAAAUGAAAGUUGUUUGGUCUCUACAAGAGCCAUUACUCAAGAAGAAAAUGUUAAUCUAAAUUUAAUAGGAACAGAACAAAAAUAUCCUGGAUAUGAGGAACAUCUUCCGUUCACGAAUGUUUAUCAUCAUAGUCAUGAUACUGGUUUUUCUUCUACAAGUCCUAUUGACCAACGACAAAAUAUUAAAGCAUCAGAGAAUGAUUUUAAUGAGAAUCAUAAUAUUUACAUUUUACCUGAUCAAUAUCGUACUCGUACGUAUUCUCAUGGUAGUGGUGGUACGCGCAAUCAGAAUCAUUAUCAGGAUAAUAACCGAGUAUAUCGUACUGUACCGAACACGUAUAGUGAAGAAGAACGUCAAAUAAGAUAUCGUCAAUUUCAACAACAACAACAAAAACAACACGAAUUACAAGAAGAUUUUUAUAAUCAUCAACAAUACGCAGAAUAUAAACAAUUUGAUAGCGAAGUUCAACGAAAAUCGAAUCAAUUGUAUUAUGAUAGAGAAUUUCGUUCAUCUCAUCAUGUGCAUACACCAGAGUAUCAAAUACAUUAUAAAAAUCAAUCACAGCCAUGGCAAAGAAAAGAUCGUGAUAUGUCUACUAAUAGAAAUUUGAGAUCUAUGGGACCACCUGUUGAUUCACAUAUGCCUCCAGGAUGUUGGAUGCGUUAUGACGAAGAAAUAAUUUGGUGUCCUGAUGAACAACUUGUCUCCGAUAGAUUUGGCAGCCUUGAUCGUAGAAAACGAAAUGGAGUGCAACAUGUAGGAAAUAUUAACGCUGAUACACAAUCCCGAUAUCGAACAGUGACGAUUGGAGGAUCUAAAAAUUCUGUACCUGUUGUUUCCUAUCCACAACCUACUAUUCAUUUAUUACCUUUAUCGGAACAAACGCAAGUCAACAAUAAAAUUCUUUUACGUACUCAAUCCUUAGGAAGCGUAGAAACAUGGCACUCCAAUCGAUCGCAGGAAUCACAAGAUGAUAAGGAUACUACUGAUAAUGUCAGUCGUAAGGGAAAAGAAAAAGAAUGGUAUGAAACGUCUUUAGAUUCAGGUACAAGUCCUGCAUUAGAGCCAGGCUUAUUAAUUACGCAUAAAGCUAUGCAUUGUCAAUCAAGCUCACCUGUAUCAUGUGUAAAGGAUAUUGGUGUAAUUAAUAUUGUUAAUGACACUGCAAAAAAUAUUCAUUCAAAUUUGCAAGGACGUUGUAAGUUAGAUACAUCUAUUCAACCGCAAAGUCAUUUACAGCCGAUUCCUAUUCGUUACGAGCAUCGGCGGCCUAAAGUACUUGAAAUUCCUGCAGAAUCAAGAAAAAUUCAAGAAAAUAAUGAUGAGGCAAUUCUUAUAAGAUCUCCUCAUAAUUGUACAAUAGUGCAGGCUGGAAAAUAUCAACCUUAUAGAGAAGUUACUAAACCUUUUGAAAUGUCCGACUUUUAUAAAUAUUCAACUAAAUUUCGGAAACGAAAUGAAAUCUCUGGGCAAACUUCAUCAAAUGAGAAUUGCUUAGAUUCCUAUGUUGGAGAUCUUGCUGUUUCUACUGAUAUACAAAAAGAAUCUAACUCUUCUAAUUAUGUACACAAUGGUAAUCUCACUAGUCCAGUACAAAAAAAGAUUUACCAACCUGUUGAACGUAUGACCUGUCAGCCCUAUUUAACGAGUUUGAGAUAGCUUUAUUAUAGAAUAUUGAAAAGUAUUGAGAGAGAAAGAGAGAGGGGGGAGAAAGAGAGAG
Molecule: messenger RNA, 2782 nt
Organism: Vespa mandarinia (Asian giant hornet)
Lineage: Eukaryota; Metazoa; Arthropoda; Insecta; Hymenoptera; Vespidae
Gene: sstn
Product: stepping stone
Biological process (GO): establishment of epithelial cell polarity
Source: RefSeq, a predicted model, not a curated record